AUGAUGCCAAAGGCUACAUCUUCCUCCACAGACGAUUUUCAAGCAUCUCAAAUGUUUCCUGUGAAUGAAUAUUUGGCUUCAUCUUCUGUUGAACUAAGUUCUUCCUCAACUUCACACUCUUCUACCUCCCUCCUCUGCUAUCUCUCUCUUCUGAAGGACAAGCUAGGUCAGCUGCAGAACCUGGUUGAUGUUCUUGUCACCCCUCAACAUAACCUAACUCCCAUGGCAAUCUCCACCAUGAACGCAACACUCGAAGAAAUCAUAGUGGCAGCCACAUCAAUGAGAUUUACCUGUCAGCAAAUGACUCUUGGUUCCUCUUCAGGUACUAGUAUUGCUAAUGAAUUGCACCGAAACCAGAACCAGCAACAACUUGAUCAUGGUAGCGUAUUAUCACCUCAUCAUCCAUCAAACUUUGGCAACAACAAUAGGGGUAUGCUUAGUAUGAGUAGCAUUAACAUGAGCUCUUAUAUGAUUAGAGGGCAAAGUAAAUUCCUAUCUGGUAUAGAAGGAGGGGCACUGGAUUGGUUUGGUGAAAGCUACAACAAUAACAAUAUUGGAGAUUGUAACAUUAAGGAUGAAGAAGCCGACAGGAACAUCAUGGGAGAGAGUGAUGUAAUCGAAUUGGAUGCUGCUGAUUUGUUGGCCAAGUACUCUUAUUUUUGCCAAGUGUGUGGGAAAGGGUUCAAGCGUGAUGCGAAUUUGAGGAUGCACAUGAGGGCUCAUGGGGAAGAGUACAAAACAAGUGCAGCCUUGAGCAACCCAAUGAAAAGGAGGGAGAGUUUAUUGGGUGAGGGAAGUUCCAGCAAGAAAUAUUCGUGCCCUCAAGAAGGGUGUAGGUGGAACCAGAAACAUGCAAAGUUCCAGCCAUUGAAGUCAAUGAUCUGUGCUAAAAACCAUUACAAGAGGAGCCACUGCCCCAAGAUGUACGUGUGCAAUAGGUGCAACCAGAAGCAGUUUUCGGUGCUUUCUGAUUUGAGGACACAUGAGAAGCACUGUGGGGACGCCAAGUGGCAGUGCUCCUGUGGGACAACAUUUUCUAGGAAAGACAAGCUUAUGGGCCAUGUUGCUUUGUUCGUGGGACACACCCCAGCUGUUCAUGGCUUCUCGACAUUUGUUCGAUGA
Vigna angularis (adzuki bean) is the source of this 1122-nucleotide messenger RNA. RefSeq names its product protein SENSITIVE TO PROTON RHIZOTOXICITY 2. The transcript has a single exon. The coding region runs from base 1 to 1122 and encodes 373 amino acids. The record is from RefSeq and is a predicted model, not a curated record. Gene Ontology annotation, biological process: response to aluminum ion; response to acidic pH. NCBI's taxonomy places the organism in Eukaryota, Viridiplantae, Streptophyta, Magnoliopsida, Fabales, Fabaceae.